Molecule: messenger RNA, 740 nt
Organism: Sphaeroforma arctica JP610
Lineage: Eukaryota; Ichthyosporea; Ichthyophonida
Exons: 3
Coding region: 6-494 (162 amino acids)
Source: RefSeq, a predicted model, not a curated record
AGGAUAUGGUUGCUUCAUUGCACACCGUGAUGGACCACAUGUACUUCCUGGGUAACGCGAAGAAAUGGUUGGGGGAGGCGAUGGACGCAGACAAAUUGAGUGUGCUCCUGCAAGAACUCGACUGCGCCUUCGAGUGGGAGGACAGCGCCCACGUGAGUGAGUGCACGCGGAAAAUGGCGGAUGCCUUGCGCGACUUCCACGCGCGCAUUGAGGGCAGUGAUACAGUAAGCGAGGUCAAGAGUGAGAUCGAGGCACACAACAACCUGCACGGAUCCGGCGAGGAGGGAUCAGACUCGGACAGCAUCCUGGUGGUACUUGUCGGUGGCUUCAUGAUAGUCUCGGUGUUUGCUGCCGCUACUUAUGGAGGGGUGUACAUGUACGGCAAACGUCGCAAGGGUGGGCAAUUGUUCAACAACGACCGCAUUGACGAGUCCAUGAUGAUGGUCGCAGACGAGGACGACCUCGACGGGAGUGAUGAUGAACUAGCUUUAUAAUAAUCUCAAUAUUGAUGAAGGAGCUGCUGUUACAUUCAAAGUUUGAUGCAGCUGCAGUCUUGAAACGGCUAAAUGGUCGAUGGCACCAAUGUGUGCUUAUGCGCAGUUAUAUAAGUGGUGCCGAAAUCACGCGACUGAGCCAUUGUUGGCGUCCACCUCGCCUUCGCCUCAUUGUAAAUAUGAAAUAAACAGCAAUCACUGCAUAUCUCGCUCCCUUAUUAACUAUUGUGAUCGGAAACAAAUAGA